GUGACCUCGCGUUUUCAAGGCCGUUUACGGGAAUUAAGCUAGAGUUGUUAAUUUUGGGUUUACGAUACUUAAAGCUUGAUUAAUGUUCGUCUGCUGUUAAUCUCGUUUGUAAAACAAAUAUGUCUGCCCCCAGCAAAAAGCGUGCGCUUGCGGAAGACAAAAAUGUCAGUGGAAAUGAAGCAGAAGGUGACGAUGAAGAAGAUAUGGAAGAUGAUUUCUGGUCUGGAGAUGAUGGUGACGACCUAGAUGAAGAGGAAAAACAGUUCAUCAACCAGGAAGUUCAGGUCGAAUUUGAAGCUCGUAAUGCUGAAGACAGUGAUUUCCAUGGGAUACGACAGCUUUUACAACAGGUGUAUCUAAAAGCAAACAUCAAUCUCUCAGAAUUGGCUGAUAUGAUCAUUGCACAGAAUUAUGUUGGAAGUGUAAUAAAGCAAGUAGACGUACCAGAGGAAGAUGACAGUGACAGUGAUGAUGGGGAUGAUGUAUUUGGGGUUAUUUCAGCAAUCAACCUGACUGAGAAAAAGGAUGCUGAGAGUGUGCGGCAGCUCCACUCCUACCUCCUUGGAAAGUGUCAGGCAUGUGAACAGAAACAGCAGCAGUACUUCAAAGCUCUCUUAGAGGACCCUAACAAACAAGUGGGCUACCUAGUUAAUGAGAGACUGAUCAAUAUACCACCACAGAUAGCUACACCAAUGUUCCAAAGUUUAAAAAAAGAAAUGGAGAGAGCUGUAAAGAAGAAAAUGAAAUACAGUUUUGAUUACUUUUUGAUGGUAGCAAAGACAUACAAAACCAAGCCUUCAAAUCAGAAGAAAAAAGGCAAAAAUAAAACACAAACACCAGACGAAAUAACAUUUCUUAAUCCGGAGGAAGAAUUGUUUAGUGAGGAGUCUGUGUUGUCAUUUGACUACUCUGUGGCCAGUGAGCGUGAUGGUGUGGUAGGUGGACAGUGGGAUGAUGAAGAGGAAGAGUUUGAACCAUUCCGACGAGUUAUGUUCAUACCAGGGGACAAGCUGGACUCCUUAAUCAUCAAAGUACAGCAGACUUUUGGGGGAAGUUGAAGCUGAGGAUUUAUAUGAGAAUAAUUCAAUUUUAAUUUAAUUCAAUUUAAGCUAAUCAAUUUCUUGUUAAGCUGUUGUUUGCUUUAAUUGUAUGUUCAUGGCAUUCAUACAUAUAUACCAAUGGCUAACUUGUAUCACUGAAGUUUUUUUUUUAAAGAACUGGUGCAAAUACCUGAAGUGUAAUAUCAUGGGAUAAAGGAAAUAAUAUAAUAUGCUAUAGGAAAAAUCAGUUUGUAUAAUUACUAUGGAUUGCAUUAGUAGUAAUGUAGUUGCAUGUGUAAGCUGAUAAAAAAGCAGGAUCAUGUUCUUGAACUUGAGGAAAAUUAGAGUUUAUUUUGUCCAAAUGUUUUACAAUUCCACGUGGAAAACUAGCUGGUAUUCUCAAGGCUAUUGAAAAGUUUUUAACUAAAAAAUGCUAUUCAAAGUGAAUUUUGGAUGCAUAUUAGGCCAUAGUAUGGGACCUUAUCCACCAAUGAUUAUAUCUGCUCAGCAAGAUACACAAUGGUCUAUCUUCUGAUGCCUUUUUUUUUCAAAUUUAAGCACUUAACAGAGCUCUAUAGAGCAUUUCCUCCAGAGUAGGAAUGGGAAUGUCUUCCCUUUUCACAGCCGUGUUGGCAACACACAUGUCUACACCAAGUCUAAUGUCAUUCUCUCCUUCAGGGACAAGUACCACAGGUGAUACCCAUGAUGACGAACCUGUCGCUUUCCCAAUUAUGUCACAGUUUUCUAGUUCAUCCUAAUUCUUUUCCAAUCGAUCACAAAGAGCAAAAGGAAUUCUUCACAGCUGCUGUGCCACUGGUGUAACACUCUCGUCAAUGGGAAUUUCAAUUUUUCAAUUCUUCCAUUUUUCCAGUUCUUCAAAAAAGCAUUCGUAUAGAUUGGAGAAUAACUGCAUUUGCUUUGUCUUCUAGUGAUAUGGGCAGUUUUUCUCUAGUGAGAACUUGAGGCAACUGUAUUCUGCAGUUUUCUUCUAAGACUGCUGGUUGUUUUUCAUUGCGUAAAGUGGUCAGUGUAGUGUUGUUUCACUUCCUGACUCUCCUAGCUUCUCCAUUAACUCAGUGCAAAAGGUGGUGUUUAACCCACCAUCCAAUAGAGCAUAUGUCAGCACUUGUUUCCUCCCAUGCACAUACUUAACCUUGACUGGUGCUAUGAGAAGGCCUACUGUAGUUUCUUCAUUUCCUACAUGCAGUUGUCUAUGCAUCUCCUGUUUUAUAAAAAUAUGAGACACAAGGUUCAAAACAAGGGACACAUCAUGAAUGACAUUUUUUAUUUCCAUAAAACAAGUUUUAUUUCUUAAAAAAAAAUGCACCUUAGUCAAAAUCCUGAGAAGAGGUCCAUUUAGUUUUGUGGUUAUCAACAUUUGUAAAUUUUAAUAAUAAUAAUAAUAAAACACUUCUUUAAAACCGCG
Lingula anatina is the source of this 2466-nucleotide messenger RNA. RefSeq names its product BRCA2 and CDKN1A-interacting protein. Gene Ontology annotation, cellular component: nucleus. The record is from RefSeq and is a predicted model, not a curated record. Lineage: Eukaryota; Metazoa; Brachiopoda; Lingulata; Lingulida; Lingulidae.